UGAUUGAAUGUCAGAAUGUGCAUUUUUAAGAACUCACAGCACCAAAGAGCCAUGCGUCGUAUCUCCCCUCACAACCCGGUGCGCCGGCGACUCUUCCCCGAGGCACAUAUAGAAGAGGAAGCCCGCAUGGACAACUGCGCCAAUGUGCUGCAAGAAUCUAUAGCCAGGGACCAAGCCGCCAUGACAAAGAAAUAUAAUUUUGACUUCGCAACCGAGACUGCGCUACCAGGCGAAUGGGAUUGGUCUACGCGCGACGACGAAAAUUGGAUCGGGUUCAAAUCGAACACGAUGGAAACUACGCAAAAAGAUAAAGACUGCGUUGAAAUGAGACUAGAAAAUGAGACCACCCCGAAAGAAAAACCUGACAAGGAAUUGCCUGCUGUUAGAAAGAGAAAGAGCGAUGCGGCGGCGAGCGACAGCGGAGCGAGAAGGAAGAUCAGUUUCGACUAAAAUGGAAAUGCGCGUUUAGGGUUGUCACACGCUUAUAAAGUGCCACUUAAAGUUUAAUAGGAUAUUAACAUUUCUCUUAGUUACUG
This is a messenger RNA of Cydia strobilella, 536 nucleotides long. RefSeq lists its product as uncharacterized. The coding region runs from base 16 to 450 and encodes 144 amino acids. Lineage: Eukaryota; Metazoa; Arthropoda; Insecta; Lepidoptera; Tortricidae. The transcript has 3 exons. Gene Ontology annotation, cellular component: nucleus. The record is from RefSeq and is a predicted model, not a curated record. Gene Ontology annotation, molecular function: cyclin-dependent protein serine/threonine kinase inhibitor activity. Gene Ontology annotation, biological process: regulation of cell cycle.